Messenger RNA from Asterias rubens (European starfish), 1369 nucleotides. RefSeq lists its product as uncharacterized. The transcript is spliced from 2 exons. Bases 294 to 968 code for a protein of 224 amino acids. NCBI's taxonomy places the organism in Eukaryota, Metazoa, Echinodermata, Asteroidea, Forcipulatida, Asteriidae. The record is from RefSeq and is a predicted model, not a curated record.
GAAUAACGCUGCGCUGCACUUUGUAAUGGAUUGCGCACUGGUACAAGUGUUUGAAAACGAGUUGUCUUGAAGGCUACGGGGUACUGAUUCGUAAUCAACACCAGUUGCGCACAACAAUGCAUUUGCAACCAGGAAACUAAUGCGUGGGUAAACGCACGUUUAUAAACACCAAAAGGAAAUAACAACCACUGUAACAGUCAUUCGUCGAGUUUAGUGUUAACUGUUUGGAGCUCUGCAAGGGAUGUCCGUCUAAAGUUUGUUCUGGUGAUCAACUGAUUUCUUAAACUGAAAAGAUGUUUCCCAAAGGGACCGUGUCAGCGGCGGGUGCACCGGCCGAGAAACCACCGGUCACCGCUAGUGAAGUCUACAUGGUCGACAAUAUCGUCUAUAACAAUGCAGAGUCACAGGUUGAUGCUGUGAACGAGUCAUACUGGCGUACUCAACGAGCAAGGAUUUGCGCAUGCACAGUCGUUCUGACGACACUCAUCCUGGUCGCUGGUGCUCUGACCGGGAUCGUCAUCGUACUGACACACACAAACAGAGUGGUAACCACGGACCCGCUGCCAAACCGAGACGGUAAGCCUCAGGUCGGAAACGAAGAGCCGUUUUUGCCGAAGCUUCCCUAUCCGACAAUCCGAAUCAUCGACAACGGUGGACUGAUACCGCCAAUGGAACCUGUGACCCCUGAUCUCAAAGCUGUCGACGGUGUCGAGGAAGCCACUUCCGGAGAUGACCAAGAGGGCGACUACGGAUCCGCUGAGAUCCGUAGUGGACCACUGCCAGCGGAACCUGCGACCUCUGACCUCGGUGACGUAACAGAGGUGGUUUCGGGAGAUGAUCAGGAGGGCGAAUAUGUUUCCGAGGAUUCAGACUUUACUUUGAGUGACAGUGUGUCUAUUGAUAGUAGCAGCAGUAGCAGCAGCAGCAGUAGCAGUAGUUACAGUGAAACGUAUUACGUCUCGGAAUAAGACUAACAUUUAAAGGAGGCGUCAUUAUGUGUAAAUACUUCGAACUUUAAUGACAAUAAAAACUAAUUUGGUCACCGUGUUACGUCUCCGAUUGAGAAAGUAAGGUGACUUUAAAGGAGGCGUCAUUUUGUGUAAAAUACUCCAAACUUUAAUAAUAAUAACAAUAAAAACUUACUUGGUCACCGUCUUACGUCUUCGAGUGAGAGUAAGUUGACUUUAAAAGAGACGUCCAUUUUGUAAAUACUCCAAACUUUAAUGACAGUAAAAACUAACUUGGUGACCGUACUACCUCUCCGAUUGAGAGUAAGUUGAGUUUAAAGGAGGCGUCAUUAUUUGUAAAUACUCCAAACUUUAAUGACAAUAAAAAUGUACUUGGUGACCGUAUUACGUCUCGGAAUAAC